AUGGGGAGUUUUGUGGCUGAUCUGUUUGUGCUCCUGCUGAUUUCCACACGACAAGUUUAUGGAGUGUCCUUCUACGGUGAUGGCUACAUCCACCUGCGGACAGUGGAGGCAUCCGUUCAGACCUUGCUCCAUGUCCGAUUUCGAACCUCCAGUCAGGCAGGGCUGCUGUUUUUGGCAGCAGGACCUAGAGACUACUUGCUGCUGGAGCUGAUCUCUGGGCGUCUGCAGGCACGCCUAGACCUGGGUUCAGGUGAGCGUUCACUACGCUCAGAAAAGGGCAUCCAACUUAGUGACCUGGGGUGGCACUCUAUGGAGCUGACCCACGACCGCCAUAAUGUCACCAUGACCGUGGAUCGAAAUUCUCACACUAGCCUCCGUAUGCCAGGACCAGAUCUGGAGCUCAGUGUGGAGGAUGGACUCUUUGUUGGCGGAGCAGCUGGUCUGGAUCAUCCAUACCUUCUCAACACCUCCACGGGGUUUAGAGGCUGUGUGGAUGAACUUGUGUUCAAUGAACAUAACCUGCUGUCCAGUCUAAGGCCAUAUUCUGGGUACAAGAGCAUCCAUGAGGUGUCACUGGGCUGUAGUCCGCAGCUUUCUGCGACAGAAGAAGAUCCGGUCAGUUUUUUCAGCUCCAAAGCCUUCAUCUCACUCCCACCAUGGGAGGUGCCACAGGAGGGACUGUUUGAAUGUGAACUUCACCCCUCUGCAAGAGAAGAAGAUGGCAUUAUCCUGUACAGCUCUGGCAACCAGGGAGAGUUUGUAGCCAUAGAGAUCAUAGAUGGUUACCUGGUGGCAACAAUAGGAAAUGGAGAGGGGAGUAAAACUGAGCUGCGUUCUCUAACACAUGUUCACAGCAACCACACCUGGUACCCCAUCCAGCUGCACCUGCUACCCCACAGCAUCCACCUGAAGGUAGACAAGGAGUUAAUCAAGGCUGACCUGAGUCUGGAGCUCCAAGUCAUCCAGCUCAAAGGGCCUCUCCUCCUGGGAGGGCUGAACGAAGAAGCUCUGGGAGAGGCACGGCGAGCUGGGUUGUUCUCUGCCUCGUCUGGAGGAGGAGGCUCCUUUAAAGGCUGCCUCCGAGAAAUUAGGGUGAACACUCAAAGAACGGGUCUCCCUCAUGCUGCCAUCACCAAGGACAUCACUGUAGGUUGUAAGACGGGGCAAGCCCUUGUGACAGCGACCACCAUCAGCCCAACAGACCGUCCUGAGUUAGAUUUUACAACCUCACAACCAAUUAGCAACAGUAAGAAGAACCCUAACUUUUUACUGCUGAGAACGCUAGAGGUAGCAGAAGGAGGCCGAGCACCACUGGAGCCCAAACACAUGAAGGUGAAUCUGGAUUUUCGGAAAUUGGGCAUCCAUCCUUCCCAGUUGAUGUUCCGCAUUGAGGAGCAGCCUGUUCACGGCCAGCUCCGGCUGGACCUCAGACCAGAUCCUGAUGGGAUGCUCGAUGAGGGGCAAGAAAGAACUAUCACAUUAGGAACCGAGGAGAAGGACCGGACUUUCAGUAUGCUUGACCUAUGGCAGGGCCGGGUGAUGUACGUUCACAGUGGGUCAGAGGACCAGAGUGACUUUUUCAUGUUUUCAGCCUUCUCCAACAAUAAAAAGGAGCUUCCUGUGUUUCUGAGGAGCAACCGUCUUCACCGGUUUGAUAUUAGCAUCAGUCCUGUUAAUGAUGCCCCUGUGCUCAGCCUCCCAGAGGGAAACCUUUUUACCCUGCUCAAGAAGUCAAAACGACAGCUAACAACAGAUGUGCUGAGAGUGUCAGACCCGGACAGCAGUCCUGUAGAGCUGGUGUUCAGCUCCCUUGGAAACCUCAACACUGAGGCUGGACACCUUGAGCACCAGGAUUACCCCGGCAGGGCCAUUAACUUGUUCUCCCUACAUGAUCUGGAGGAUGGUAAGAUCAACUUUGUCCACACUGGGGUUUCCACCUCGAGGCUGCCACUCAGGGUCAGCGACGGGCAGAAGUUAAGCAACACAGUAGUUUUGCGGAUCAUGGCGGUGGCACUCGAACACAAACUGGUGAAUAAAACCGGACUGGAGGUGAACCAAGGCGAGGCUUCCAUCAUCACCACCAACCAUCUCGCAGUACAAGUAAAUGUGGCUGAUCAGGCAGCAGAAAUCCGAUACGACAUAACAGAGCCACCACGAUAUGGUGAGCUCCAGCGGCUGCACUCAAGUGGCGACUGGAAACUUACAACCUCGUUCUCUCAGAAACUUUUAGAAAAAGAACGGAUCCGAUACCUCAGCACUUACCAUGGCCUUCAGACUCAGAACAAUGUCACUGAUCAGUUCAAAUGUAAAAUCAGCAUCAAUUCACUUGCUACCGAGGAGGUUAUUUUCCCUAUUGUGGUUCGCUGGAUCCACUUCAAGGUCACACGAAGCAAGAUGGAGGUCAGUGGUGUUCAGUCGGCUGUUGUCACUCCUGAGGACCUCCAUGUAGUUUCAAAGGGUGUCAAACUCAAUGAGAGCAACCUCUUUUUCAGGCUCCGUACAGUACCAAAGAAAGGUCAGCUGUUCCUCGACGACAAAGUUCUACAAAAGAACUCAACCUUCAGCCAGAAGAAUAUUACAAAUGGUUUGCUGAAGUACGAGCUGCUCAACAGGCUACUCGAUGACACAAGAGACACAUUAAGCUUUCAGGUAUUUUCAACACACGCCAACUCGACAAGUUACGACUUCAGAAUCAACAUAAAAACUGAGUCAACAGCCUUCACCAUUGUAAACAAAGGCCUUUCGAUACUGGAAGGAGGGAGUAAAGUCAUUACCAAAGACAUCUUGUUCACUCAGACAGCAAGUAACCGAGAGGUCCAGUACAGCAUCACGGUGAGCCCCAAGCAUGGGCAGAUCAGAAAGAUCAAUCUCUCCAACUCAACGUCCAUUAAUGACAACAUUGUAAGCUUCACAAAUCAGGAUAUCAUGGAGGAGAGGAUUAUGUAUGUUCAUGAUGACAGCGAGACCAAACAGGAUUCUUUUACGUUUCAAAUCGUGGUUUAUAAACCGCAUAAACACACCAGCAAGAAGGAGGAUAGAAACACAGCCGAACACACCUUUAAUAUCUCCGUGCAGCUUGUCAAUGAUCAGAGACCUGUCAGGGUCGUUGACAAAGUUUUCCAUGUGGCCCGUGAUGGCCAGAGGUUGGUGACGUUGAACGACCUUCGCUACCGGGACGAUGAUUCUGACUUUGAGGACAACUGGUUGGUGUACACACGGAGGGGGAUUCCCAUGGGAGAGCUGGUCCUGGCCAGUGACCCCGGUCACAAGCUGUACGAGUUCACACAGCGGGACCUUGAGCAGAAAAAAGUAUUGUUUGUCCACAGAGGAGUGAGUUUCGGACGUUUUGUGCUUUUCGUAUCAGAUGGCAAACAUUAUGUUUCCACACUGCUUGAGGUGAUGGCCCAGGAUCCUUACUUGCAGGUGGAGAACAACACAGGCCUCAUGGUCCAGCGAGGUGGAAUCACCACCCUGACCUCCGCUAACCUCAGUGUCUUCAGCAACCUUGACAUACGAGACCCACAGGAAGUGACAUUCGAGGUCUUCCUUCCACCUAAACACGGUGUGCUCUGCUUUAAUGAUGGAGAUCAAGAUGCUGUAAAAGAAGCAGAUGCAAUUUCAAUAUUCACCCAGCGGGACCUGGUGGCAGGGCGCCUGGCAUAUCUUCACGAUGGCAGCCAUGAAUUGUCAGAUUGGUUUAAUGUGACGGCAAGAGCAAGGGAGAAAAGCACAGAGAGGCAACCGGACAGAGGGAGGAGGGAGGUGCAUCUGGACAUCGGAGUGCCGGUAAAAAUAUUCCUGGAGAGCCAUCAGAGGCCACCAACGGUCAUAAGCAACCGUCCAGUGGUGGUGGCAGAAGGACAGAAUGUCUCCAUAAGCAGAGAACAUUUAGAGGUGGUCCACGAGGACAGCCUGCCCUCAGAGAUCAUUUUUACUGUCCAAAGUCCUCCCACCCUGGGUUUUCUUCAGAGGUUCUCCCAUAUCAACAAGCACCUGAACAACAAUGGAGAACAGCAGCACCUCUAUCAGGGCAUCAGAGAGCAGCAGACAACCUCCUUCACCCAGGACGACCUGAACCAGGGAUCGAUCGUCUACCAUCAGCAGUCCACAGGAAGCACCAACGACUCUGUUCUGUUGGAGGCAACCAACGGGGUCACAAAGGUCGGACCUAUCAGGCUGGAGAUCGAUAUCAUUCCUAUCCUGCUCCCUCUACAGGUGUCUGACUUGACCCUGGAUGAGGGGUCAUCCCUGCCGUUGACUUGUGACAUAAUCAAGGUCGCCAAUCAUCACUUCUCAGACAUGAACUUCCUGUAUCAAGUCAUCGAUCCACCACGACACGGACACUUGGAGCACAGCCGGAUACCGGGGAUGCCCAUCACUGCUUUCACACAUACUGAGGUGGAACGUGAGUACAUCUCCUAUAUCCACGAUGGCAGCGACACACAGAGAGAUAACUUCACCAUUGUGGCCAAUCAGACAGAAAUCAGGAAGCACAGCCUGCCCUGCACCGUUCACAUCAGUGUCACACCCGUCAAUGAUGAGACUCCUGUCGUUACAACCAACCGGGGUCUGAAGGUGUGGGUGGGUUCGGUGACAGAAAUCAGUACAAAUGAUCUCAGUGCAGAGGACUCUGACACACCGUCUGAGGGGCUGGAGUUUGUUGUCACACCACCCAGCAACGGCCACCUGGCCCUGAAGAGCGCCCCCUCCAGACACAUCCUGAACUUCACCCAGAAUUACAUACAAAGUGGACAGCUGGUGUUUGUGCACAGUGGUGCAUCGUCGGGUGGCUUUCACUUCCAGGUGAACGAUGGUGUUAACUUCGCCCCUCGUCAAAUCUUCAGCACGACAGCCCACUCUCUGGUCCUCACCAUGCACAAAAACCAUCCAAUGGAGGUGUAUCCAGGCUCGGUGACACCAAUCUCUGAGCAGGAGCUUCAGGUGGUAACCAAUGACGUCAGCGAUAUCAGAAGAAACCACUCUGUGGUGUUUACAGUGACUGCUCCUCCUAAACUUGGCCGUCUGGUCAGACGUAUGCCUGACAACUCUACACAAAACAUUUCUACAUUCACACAAAGCAUGGUGAAUGAUGGAGUCAUCCUUUACCAUCAGAACAAGCCGGAGUCAGUGGGAUGGUCGGCUGCAGACUAUUUCUCUUUCACUGUGUCCUCUCCUCCCGCUUUCCUUCCUCCACACACCUUCACCUUCUUAAUCUCCUACCAGGCCAACGAACAUCAUGACCACCCUCAACACAAGACCAGACUACUAAACAACGCAGGUGCUGUGGUGGCAGAGGGAGGCAGGGUCACGAUUGACAGGUCUAAACUCGAUGCCUCCAAUCUCCUGGGGAAAGUUCCAGAGCCCCGACGGAAAGACCAUCACAUCCUAUACCGUGUGAUUUCUCUGCCACGUCACGGGGCUCUGUCUAUCCGAGGACAUAACCUCACCAGAGAUCAACCAGAUUUCUCACAGAUCACCCUGAAUAAACUUGGCAUUAUGUACAUCCACGACGACUCUGAGACGACGACCGACAGCUUCACUUUCCGGGCUUGGGUGGCUCCUUUGGAUCUCCCCCCCUCAUCUUCCUCUUCUGCUUUCCUGGCAGUGACGGAGAUGUUCAACAUCACAGUGACACCAGUCAAUGACCAGCCGCCACUCAUCAGGAGCAGAGCCCCGAGUAUGAAGGUGGUAGUCGGAGAGAGAGUUGUGUUUGGUCCAGACUAUCUGCAGGUUGAGGAUCAUGACACCCCUCCAGAGGAGCUGCACUACCUCGUGAUCAGUAAGCCCAACAACGGCUACCUGACACUGGGGGAAAGACCAGAGCCGGUGACCUCUUUCACCCAGUAUGAUGUCAACCAUGGCCGGCUUCACUUUAUACAGCAGGGUGAGCCCUUGACAGGAGUUUUCUACUUCAAUGUAACCGACGGUUAUCACCGUCCACUCUACAAACUGUUUAGUUUGGAGGUGAUUAAGCCUUCUGUCUCCAUGGUGAACAACACUGGCCUGUCAUUGGUUCAAGGCAGGAGUGCUGUGGUCCUCACAACCAACCAGCUGGCAGCUCAAACCAAUGGUCGUAGCCGGGCCAAGAUCACCUACACGGUCGCCACACACCCUCGCCACGGACGCAUCGCUAUUGACGACCAGGAGGUCAUGACCUUCAGCCACGAGGACCUGCAGUUCGGUCGCGUUGUCUAUCACAUGACUGAUCUGAGCGAAUCAGAGGAUAGCUUCCAAAUCUCUGUGUCAGCCUCGUCAUCUGGUGUUGAUUACGGAAAUGUAACAGCACAGACAGUGAAGGUAACUGUGCGGCCUCUGAUCUACCUGAGGGAGCCGGUCAGAGUACCCAGUGGUAUCGCCGUGAAAUUGGGGAAAGCCAUGAUCGAUGCCUCUGAACUGGCGAGAAUCACUCGAGCUGACCCGGUCUUUGAGGUUCUGUCUCCACCAAAACAUGGAAAACUGGUCAAGAUAACCUAUGACCCUAACCAAGCAUCCGAGGUCCUGAAGUCUUUUACGUUCAGAGAUGUGGUGCAAGGCCGAGUCGCCAUCGAGGAGACUCUCAGUGAUGGUGACAACCAGUUCCAUGAUAACAAAUCAGUGCCCACAACAGCUCGAGGCCACACCCCCGCCAGACCUCUCAAUGAUUCUUUCAUCUUCCUGGUGAGGGCUGGUAAUGUCCAACCAGCGAAGGGUGAGCUUCAUUUUACCAUCUUACCCCACCACCAGAUGCAUCACGGUCUGGGUGCUGUAACUAAAGCAGAUGGUGCAAGUCGCGAACACACCACAACCCGUCUACCGACACAUAAUAGGACUACUACUGGAGGAGGAAGAGGAGGUGGACGAGGGGGAUCCACAACGCACAGCAGGGUUGAGGAGGGUUUGCACCCCCACAUUUUGUCACAUAAAAACCACAACAGGACACAGCACAGGUUGAGGCCUCACGGUCGCUGGGGGAACCACACACGCGGUGGGAGUCAUGGAGGAAGAUCAGGGAGUGGUCCAGAGGGAGCUGGAGGGGGUCACAGCCACGCUCCACAACCGCACCCUCCUUCUAUCUUAAACAAUCACGGUCCGGCUAACCCUCCUGACACCCACCUGGUUCACGUGGAGGUCCUCCCUCGCCCUGCCUCCGACCCCCUCCUCAUUAUCCUGCCACUGCUGGCCUGUUUGCUCCUCAUCAUUAUUCUCGUGAGUUUGAUUCUGGUGUUCCGCCACCGAAAGGAGAAGGCCCGUAUGCGGCUCAUCCAGGAGCUCGCUGCAGUGCAGCUACCCACCGAGGGCAGCCCUUACCUGGGCCGGCCAGAGCGGAGUGUGGCGAUGCCAUCUGUGGUAGUCACCCCUCUUGGCCCUGCAAGCUGCCCUACCUCACCGCGGAUACCCCUAAGUCCCAGGAGGAGGAGUCUGGCCCCUGGGAUGACCUUCUGGGGGCCAUUUGAAGCUGAUGGAGCAGGUGGCGAUGGGAAUAUUAGAGGUGGCAUAGGUAUUGAAAGAGAUAAUGUAACAUGUGGUAAUGCACUCCAAGCUGUUACAGCAGGAUUCAAGACCUCUGUGGGAUCUACAUCCCCUACUACAACUCUUAAAGACAACCAGUACUGGGUUUGA
Messenger RNA from Seriola dumerili (greater amberjack), 7599 nucleotides. Its product is annotated as chondroitin sulfate proteoglycan 4-like. The record is from RefSeq and is a predicted model, not a curated record. The transcript has 23 exons. The coding region runs from base 1 to 7599 and encodes 2532 amino acids. Lineage: Eukaryota; Metazoa; Chordata; Actinopteri; Carangiformes; Carangidae.